CAAAAGGUCAGAAGCCCCGAGCCGAGACCCACGCGACUGGGGACUGGGGUCAUAAACUAGCACGAUUCCCUCGCUUCACCGCCGUGCCGUGCCCGUGGCCGAACAAACCAACCACACCCCAACCAGCGAGGCAGCAAGCCGACAGGCAAGCAGACCAGCAACCGCACCGGGCGGGCGGAGCAGGCGACGAGCGAGAUGGGUUCCUUCUUCUCGACCAUGUUCACGCCGCCGCCCGCGGGCGACGACCCCAACUCCGCCGUGGUCGCCGCGCACUCCAAGGCCGCCUACGACCAGCAGUGGGAGGCCGCCAAGAGCAGCGGCAAGCUGGUGGUGAUCGACUUCUCGGCGUCCUGGUGCGGGCCCUGCCGCUUCAUCGAGCCGGCCUUCAAGGAGAUGGCCUCCCGCUACACUGACGUCGUCUUCGUCAAGAUCGACGUCGACGAGCUCGCGGAUGUGGCAAGGACAUGGAAGGUAGAGGCGAUGCCUACAUUCGUACUAGCCAAGGGUGGGAAGGAGGUGAGCCGUGUGGUUGGGGCGAAAAAGGACGAGCUCGAGAGGAAGAUCGGCAUGUUCCGAUCAUCUUAGUCAUACUAACUCAACAAUGCAUGCAAUCCCAUGUUGAAAUGGUGGGGGAGUCCUGUGGUUUGCCCAGGUUGAAAUGCCAUGUCGUUCUCUUCUCUGAAUGCUGCAGAAUUUAUGUGAACCGGUUACAAACGUGCCUGGGUUAAUAAAGUUUCUGAGACUUGGAUGUGAAUGUCA
Messenger RNA from Panicum virgatum (switchgrass), 759 nucleotides. RefSeq names its product thioredoxin H2-2-like. NCBI's taxonomy places the organism in Eukaryota, Viridiplantae, Streptophyta, Magnoliopsida, Poales, Poaceae. The transcript is spliced from 3 exons. Bases 196 to 585 code for a protein of 129 amino acids. The record is from RefSeq and is a predicted model, not a curated record.